AGAAAAGGAGUUUAAUUUUUAUAGCAUAUAGUAGAGCUCCAAUUUAGUUGCAAUCAUACGUGAGAGAAGAUUAUGAAUAUUUUAUUUUUUUUUAAGAAGAACUGGUUCAGUGAAGCUUCGAGAAUUCAAGUGCACUAGCUUAUUUAUUUUAAUAUUAGUUUCGUCAUAUGAAUUUGUGAAUUAGAAUUAUAAUGCCCUGUUCAUGAUAGAUUGUGAUUUUCAUUGAUUUAAAGUUAUUACUAUUUUAAUCUCAUAUAUCAAAUCAAAAUGAAAACUGAAUGUAGCUCGUAUACAAUGAUUAGAGACUUGUAAAUUUGCAGUUCGACUAGUUAGAGUUUUCUACUAUGUAUAUAAUGAUCAGUGAACCUUAAAUUUCACAUUUUUACCCUCACAUCAAUCAAAAGAUAUAAAACUCUAUGGAAGUUUCCCAGCAUUUAGAAGUAGUAACGCGUUUCACCUCAGAUUAAACAUUAUUAUAGUUUUCACUAAUUUUUUACCUGACGUGAUCUAAACAAAGAAUUUUUUUUUUUCUUUCGGUAAUAAACCAUCCAGUGUAUAAAAGCGAAUGAUUUCGACUAAUGGAUUGAGCAAAGUCAAGAUUCUUUUAAAUGGAAACUUUAUUAUCAAAUGUUGUUACGUUUUUAGUUUUUGCAUGAGCACCUGAUAUUCUAGACCCAUUUCACUCAAGCUAUGAGUAAUGUUGCUGCACUUUUAGAGUUUGCACUUGAUACACGUGUAUUUGAGACCCUCAUUCUUGCAAAAUGUCAUUUGGGCCCUAGGAGCAUGUAUCUGAGUAUGCCCCACCAAAAUACUCGCUGCUUCUGGGCCAUAGGUCCAGGCAUUAUAAUAUUUGAAAGCCUGAAAUGAAGACUGGAGGGAAAAAUUACAAAUUAACAUCCUCCAAAGUCCAAACCUUAAAGUUGAUAAAAGUGGGCCCUCUAUUUUGGCCGUUACAUUCAUCCCCAACGGCUACAUUUUCAAUUCCUUAACUAUAAAUCCAAAUUCUCCUUCAUCUUCCACCUCAAACUCAAACAAAACCAAAACUCCCAGACAUCACACAAAUGGCUCCAUCGUCGUUGUUGACAUCAUCAUCAUCAUCUUCUAAGCUCAGAAGAAGCACUUGCUCCUUCACAAGCCUCCUUCUUUCCUGCCUCAACUUCACUCUCUUCAUUCUCUCGGCCUGCUCCUUCGCCCCCACCGUCCUCCUCCGCAUGCCGCCAACCUCGUUCGGCAUGGCCUUCCUUCUGGUCUCCGCAAUCUCCCUCCUCUCCUCCUUCAUCGGCUUCUACUCUCAGCUUACUCACUUCUGCUUCAUCACCCACACCUCCCUCCUCCUUGCCUCCGUGAUCUCCCUGGUCCUCAGCAUCCUUGCCUUGUUCACCAAAGAGGCAGCGAGCCUCUCCCUCUUCAAGUCGGCGCGAGACCCGAAAGAGGCCAAGCUCCUGGUGAGGCUGGAAUGUGGAGCUCUCAUGGCCAUUUUGAUGUUGCAGAUUGUGGUUCUGGUGUUGAGCUGUGCAGUGCAUAGCUGCUUGGUGAAGGAGUAUCAAGAAUUGGAAGCUCAGACGGAGGCGUCAGCCAGGAAGAGGAGCAGGAGGAUGGCGAGAGUGCAGGAGGAAUCCAUGGCGAGUGGCAACAAGAUUGCAGAAGUGAAAGAGAAGGAGUUUGAUGAGAAAUUGAAGAUCAAGUAUGGGCAAUGGGUGAAGACUGAUUUUGAACCAUGAGGAGUCUUAAAAGUCUUAGUUAGCUUCUCUGCGACUAAUGAUCACGUCUGUGUCUGUGGGUUGGCUCUGGAGGUGUACAGUUUUCUGAGAAGUGGUUGAUGUUCCUAUGUUGGUGUUUUGUUGGUUGGUUUUUGUGGUGUCGUUUAUUAGGGUCACUAUGGGUGUGGCCUUUAACUGUGCGAGAAGCUACGAAUUUGGCUUUUCUAAUUCUUAUAUAUUAUUUUGAAUUGAGUCGAAAAGUUAUGAGAAUGGAGAAAUCAGUCAUGUGCUGCUGCUAAAUAUGGCUGACUCGAUGCUUGUUACUUCUAAUAACAUUUAUGUUCUAAUGUGAAGGAAUUUGGGUUUGACG
Prosopis cineraria is the source of this 2070-nucleotide messenger RNA. RefSeq lists its product as uncharacterized. Bases 1062 to 1721 code for a protein of 219 amino acids. The transcript has a single exon. The record is from RefSeq and is a predicted model, not a curated record. Lineage: Eukaryota; Viridiplantae; Streptophyta; Magnoliopsida; Fabales; Fabaceae.